Gossypium raimondii (Peruvian cotton) is the source of this 3953-nucleotide messenger RNA. RefSeq lists its product as uncharacterized. The transcript is spliced from 18 exons. The coding region runs from base 660 to 2954 and encodes 764 amino acids. Gene Ontology annotation, molecular function: ubiquitin binding. Gene Ontology annotation, biological process: double-strand break repair via homologous recombination; protein deubiquitination. The record is from RefSeq and is a predicted model, not a curated record. NCBI's taxonomy places the organism in Eukaryota, Viridiplantae, Streptophyta, Magnoliopsida, Malvales, Malvaceae.
CUUGUCCUCUCAUCAUUAAUUUUUUCUUUCCGAUUUCGUUCUCUUUUUUUCCAGUUUCCUUUUGUCCAUUUUUUUUCAUUUUAGCCUCGCUUUUUAAAAAAAAAUAUAUUCGAAUGAGUGUCAGCGGCACCCAUUAAAAUAUAAUUUUUUUCUUUUUCCUCAUAAUACCAAUAUUUUUAAGUGCGUCUACAAAUACACAUACUGUUGCGUCAAAAUCAACGAAGACAUCUAAAGAAAUCAUAAUUCCACGGGCCAAUCAUUGGGUGGUUGCGAUAGGUGGUGCCGCCAAUGGCAACAGCGGCACCGGAGUUUUAUGUUCAAAACGGGUUAUUUACUUAAAAUGGGUCAUUUUCAUAAAUAAUCAAAAGUUUUGUAUAUUUUUAUAAAAAAGCCUACAGCCCACAGUUCCACUCCUCUUGUAGACUUCUACUCCUUUUUGACUUCUUUUUAAGUUUGCAGUUUUCCCGUUUAGUUUUUCUAUAAAGAUUUCUCCCCUCAUUUUUUAGCAUUAAAGGAAAAAAGAUCAAAAUCAAUAUCAAGAAAACGCUGUCAAAUUUCGCACCAAUUCUUUUCUUUUUAGGGUUUAAUUUAAUAUCUUUCUGUUGACCAUUUGAUUUUCAUCGACGUGUUUGAUUUCUUUUUCCUUCGAGUUCACUGCAAUGCAUCGAGUGGGCAGUGCAGCAAACAAUGGCAAUUCUAACCGCCCACGUAAGGAAAAGCGACUGACCUAUGUAUUGAGUGAUGCCAAUGACACAAAGCAGCAUUGUGCUGGCUUAAAUUGUUUAGCUGUCCUACAGUCAUCUGCCUCUGAUGGAUGUAACUAUCUCUUCACUGGAAGCCGUGAUGGCACACUUAAGAGAUGGGCACUGGGUGAAGAUGCUGCCACUUGCUCUGCCACAUUUGAGUCACAUGUUGAUUGGGUAAACGAUACUGUAAUAGCUGGUGGCAGUACACUUGUUUCCUGCUCUUCAGACACCACACUGAAGACAUGGAAUUGCUUGUCUGAUGGAACUUGUACCAGGACUCUCCGCCAACACUCUGACUAUGUUACAUGUUUAGCUGCAGCUGAAAAAAAUACCAAUUGGGUUGCUUCUGGUGGUCUUGGUGGGGAGGUUUUCAUAUGGGAUAUUGAAGCUGCGGUUACUCCACUUUCAAAGUCAAGUGAUGUAAUGGAAGAUGAUUGUUCCAUUGGUAUCAAUGGUUCUGCUAAUCCAUUAACAAUAUCAAGUUUGCGAACAGUUAGCUCAAAUAACAGCAUUAAUGCAAGCACAAAGCAGUGUCAUAUAUAUGUCCCCAUCACUGCCAAAGGCCACAAAGAGUCGGUCUAUGCAUUGGCAAUGAAUGAUAGUGGAACCCUUCUUGUGUCUGGUGGAACUGAGAAGGUUUUGCGAGUUUGGGAUCCAAGAACUGGUUCAAAGACUAUGAAGCUAAGAGGGCAUAUAGAUAACACCAGGGCUCUCCUUCUGGAUUCUACUGGCAGAUAUUGUUUAUCUGGGUCCUCUGAUUCUAUGAUCAGGCUAUGGGAUCUUGGUCAGCAACGUUGCGUGCACUCUUAUGCGGUGCAUACAGAUUCUGUUUGGGCACUUGCAAGCACCCCAACAUUUGGUCAUGUUUACAGUGGUGGUAGAGAUCUUUCUUUAUAUUUGACAGACUUGACAACAAGAGAAAGUAUAUUGCUUUGCAAAAAGGAACACCCAAUUUUGCAGUUGGCAUUGGAUGAUGAUAGUAUUUGGGUUGCAACAACAGAUUCUUCAGUUCAUAGAUGGCCUGCUGAAGGACAAAAUCCUCAGAAGGUCUUUCAAAGAGGUGGUUCAUUCUUGGCUGGGAACUUGUCUUUCUCGAGGGCAAGAGUUUCUUUAGAAGGGACAGCCCCAGCUCCUGUUUAUAAAGAGCCAAUCUUUACUAUUCCUGGAACUCCAGCAAUAGUUCAGCAUGAAAUUUUAAAUAACAGAAGGGAUGUAUUGACUAAGGAUACUGCUGGUUCAGUAAAGCUCUGGGAUAUAAUCAAGGGUAUUGUGAUCGAGGACUAUGGACAGGUCGCAUUUGAUGAGAAAAAGGAGCAGUUGUUUGAGAUGGUAAGCAUCCCUUCAUGGUUCACUGUGGAUGCCCGACUUGGAAGCUUGUCUGUUCAUUUGGACACACCCCAAUGUUUUUCUGCAGAGAUGUAUUCUGCUGAUCUGAAUAUAACUGGCAAGUCUGAGGAUGAUAAGGUUAAUCUAGGCCGGGAAACCCUUAAAGGUCUGUUGGCUCAUUGGAUGACCAAAAGAAGGCAAAGACUUGGCUUGCUGACUCCAGCUAAUGGAAAUGUUUUAUCAAGAAAAGAUACUACUCCAAGAAGUCUUGCUCAUUCGAGAAUUGAGGUUGAUGGAAAUGCUCUUAAUGACUCCACAGUCUAUCCUCCUUUUGAGUUGUCUACAGUUUCCCCUCCUUCAAUUAUCACUGAAGGUUCUCAAGGAGGUCCUUGGAGAAAGAAAAUUACUGAAUUGGAUGGUAUUGAGGAUGAGAAGGACUUCCCAUGGUGGGUUUUGGAUUGUGUAUUGAAUAAUCAGCUCCCAUCACGAGAGAACACCAAGUGCAGCUUCUACCUUCAUCCAUGUGAAGGUUCAGCUGUUCAGAUCCUCACACAGGGGAAGUUGAGUGCACCGCGUAUAUUGAGAAUACAAAAGGUUAUUAAUUAUGUCAAAGAAAAGAUGGUGCUUGACAAACCAAUUGAUAAUUUAAAUACUAUUGGAACAUUUGCUCCUGGAAUUGGAGGACAAUUGCAGCAUUCGGCAGUUGGAGAUGGAUCUUUUCAGUCUGGAUUGAAGCCAAGGCAAAAGCUUCGGCCUUCUGUUGAGAUUUUAUGCAAUAAUCAGGUAUUAUCUCCUGAUAUGAGCUUAGCUACUGUGCGGGCUUACAUAUGGAAGAAACCCGAGGAUUUGGUACUUAAUUAUAGAGUUAUUCAAGGCAGGUGAUUUGUUGAGUUCUGAGAGUCAGCUGCGACUUAUACAUGUUAGUUAAGUGACCUAUAUUACUCUUUACAGAAUAACAUACAUUGAUGUAUAUUCUUCAGGGAACACCAUUCGUCAUAUGAUAAAAGCAGGAAACUUGUAUCACUUUGUUUUUUGUUUUAUUUCAUUUUGGUUUUGGAAAGAAAAAGGGGGAGGGUAAUUCGAUUUUUUGAGAGGAAGCCUGCUGAUAAUUCAAUUCUUCCCUGUUAAUUCUGUCAAUUUAAAAUGGAAUCAUUGUAUCUUCAUUUUGAUCCGUGGAUUAACAUCAUAUAGUUUCUCUUUGAGAAUAUUUGCCCGUUGGAUAUCCAUGGUAGGCUCUUUGUUUAACUAGUGUUUGAACUGUAUUCUAUCGUAUAUCUAUCAGGCUGCAGGUUGGUCUCAGUAUUUCAUGUGGAAAGCUCAUGCCUUUUGUAAAGUGUUGAGAAUCAUAUUGUUCAUCUGAGGUUGCCUAUCAUGGCCAGAAGUGUAUGGGAUCCUUUUUUAUACACAUGUAUAUAUCAAAAGAUGAUUUUUUUUUCUUAUAUUGGAGCAUUUCUCCAUACACAGUCAAGUGGAUCGAGGUACAUAAACCUUUCGUCUUUGUCUAGUCAAGAUGUUCUCACCAUUCAUCAGGUGAAAGAGAGAAAGAAGCUCUAGGGUUGAAAUGCAAGCGGCAGAAGUGUUCAUUACUCCGGGGACAAUUAGCCAAAAAAAAGGUACUUUCUAGGACAAAAGAUUAGGCACCUGAUAUUGAAAGCUUUGUAGAUUUGCAUUGCAGGGUACAAUAGCUUAUCCAUAGAUCAGUCUUGUUUCUGGAAAAUAUCUCUUUAACGCCUUGUCAAUCUUUCAGUAGUUUUUUGAGGCAAGAAAUGAAAUCAUAAUGGCUACGCCAGGUUAGUUACAGUAGCCGGUUAGAUUUUUGAGUCGUAUUUCAUGCUUAUCUAUGAAUUGAUACUUUGGGAAAUUGAUACUAUGUUUAUUUAA